This is a messenger RNA of Hydatigera taeniaeformis, 1713 nucleotides long. Lineage: Eukaryota; Metazoa; Platyhelminthes; Cestoda; Cyclophyllidea; Taeniidae. The record is from the annotation of a GenBank genome assembly.
AUGUCGUCAGUGGCCAACAACCACAGUACAUUUGGACAACCACCUCUCAUUCCGCCAGAGAAGCCUUCGCCUUCAAGUGCUAUCCCGAUGACAUUCUACAAGCGCGAUUCCGGAGGCGCCACCAACCCCGAUUGCUACCCCAUGGAUGCCUCAUCCAUGCGGCCACGUCAACCUGAUUACACAGGCUGGUCCCCUCUUCCCAACAUAAGCUCCCCUCAAUGGACUGAGGUGUCCUGUGAGUCAACUACACCUCAUGUUGGAAGCCUUCCAGCCGCACACAGCCUGCUAUCCCAUCCUCCAAAAAGUACUGUUCCAACCACCUCCACAACAGUGAUGACGAACCAAAAUGGGAAAACAUUUACGGCACCUACCUCCACUACCACUCCACUGGGGGCAUAUCCACGAUAUGACGAACAGCAUCAACACUACUCCCCAACGUAUCCUCUCAAACGAGGAUCCUCUUACAGCGGUCCUAGACCCAAUUAUCUAAGCAGUUCAGCAACCGGUGUAAUCCCACAUAUGGAAUACGCGGACGGUCAAGGAGAUCUCUACCACGCCAAAUCGAAUCCGGCUUUUCAGCCUCUUGGUUCGGAUUUGCAGUACAACACCUACAGAUAUGGGAAUACUCGGGACGAAAAAGCCCAACUUCCCGUGAAUGGACUAGUGGUGCGAGGGGCUAAAAUGCCUGGACGGUUCCAGCCCGCUGAUUCAAUGGCCGUUUCACCACCUGCCAGCCUCGCCUCGUCGGAUGGAGAGACAACGGCCAGUUCUUCGGCCACCAGGGGAGCAAGUUCACUCCCUUCAACAGGUGCAGUCUCCACAACAACAACUGCAGUGGUUGCAGCAGCUUCAGUAGUGGCACAACCCAAACGACCACGGAAACCUGCUCCCACCUUGGCCACUGGACGUCGAAAUCUCAAAUCAGAACCAGUUGACCCCGAUGAGGCGGACAGACGAAUGAAACGACGAGAGAGGAAUCGCAAAUCGGCCCAAAAGUGUCGUGAGCGCAAACUCCACCGAACCCAGGAGUUGCAGGCACAGGUGGAGAAUCUCAAUUUGGAGACCACACGUUUGUUGCGUGAAAUGGAGGUGUGGCGUGAUUACUGUCGCAAGUGUGUUGCCCUCCUGCACCAGCACUGUCCCGGUGUCUCAAUCCCCGUUCUUAAUUGUGUGGUGGAGAAUUCGGAGAGCUAUCUGCCACCAGCGCCUGCCGACAGUGUCACUCCGAUGGACGCGGAACCACUGGCCUUCUGUGAUGUGGUUGACCAACCCGAUGUGACCUUUUACAACAAAACACCAGGAAGCGAAGGGUAUGGUGGAUUAAGCGGUGCCAAUAAUAACACCAUCACCACCUCAGUAGCAGCAGCUGCUGCUAGUUCCAACACUGGCCCAUGGAAUGGAAGGGCGUUCUCACAAGUCACUCCCCAAUUGCCACCACUUUCUCAAUUCGUACCGAUCUCAUCGCAAAUGUCCACUGCUGCAUCGUCCGGAACGUCUGUAGCGAUGAAGUCAGAGCCGAGGAUGGGUAAUUUUUGGAAGGGGGAUGAGACAAUAGAACCCUUUCUUGCCGAAGUUAAUCAUGAGGGUAGAGACUCCGAAUGGAAGACAGAAAAUGACACGGACUCCUCAUCAGGCUGUGGAGUUCCACCCCGCUUAAGCACCCCCAACACUAAUGAGGCGGAUAAGACGAGUACACUGAGCUCGUCAUUGUAG